CACAAGAUAUGAACCAGCAACUGAACCACACUCGUUCACAACGUGUACGAGCUGCAAUGUUUCCAGAAACCCUGGAAGAAGGCAUUGAAAUACCAUCAACCCAGUUUGACCCUAGCCAACCAACUGCUGUUCAGCGUUUAUCAGAGCCUUCGCAAAUGUUAAAGCAUGCCGUAGUUAAUCUGAUCAACUAUCAGGAUGAUGCUGAUCUUGCAACUCGAGCUGUCCCUGAAUUGAUUAAACUACUUAAUGAUGAAGAUCAAGUUGUAGUUAGUCAAGCUGCUAUGAUGGUUCACCAACUAUCCAAAAAGGAAGCUUCACGUCAUGCCAUAAUGAACUCGCCCCAGAUUGUUGCAGCUUUAGUACGUGCUAUGUCAACAUCUAACGAUUUGGAAACAACACGCUGUGCUGCAGGUACUCUGCAUAAUUUAUCACAUCAUCGCCAAGGUUUACUUGCUAUCUUCAAAUCUGGUGGAAUUCCUGCACUGGUCAAACUAUUAAGUUCUCCUGUUGAAUCAGUAUUAUUCUAUGCCAUCACUACUUUGCACAAUCUUCUGUUGCAUCAAGAAGGAUCAAAGAUGGCAGUGAGACUAGCUGGAGGACUCCAGAAGAUGGUGGCUUUAUUGCAGCGCAACAAUGUCAAGUUCUUGGCUAUUGUAACAGACUGUCUUCAGAUCUUGGCUUAUGGAAAUCAAGAAAGCAAGCUGAUAAUCCUAGCAAGUGGAGGUCCAGCAGAAUUGGUGAGAAUAAUGCGAUCCUACACUUAUGAGAAACUUUUAUGGACCACAUCCCGUGUUCUGAAGGUUCUUUCUGUAUGUUCAAGUAACAAGCCUGCUAUUGUUGAAGCUGGUGGCAUGCAGGCUUUGUCCAUGCAUCUCGGCCAUCAGAGUCAACGAUUGGUAUUAAACUGCUUAUGGACACUUAGAAACUUAUCUGAUGCAGGUACUAAACAGGAAAGUAUUGAUACUCUGAUUCAUGGACUAGUGCAGCUCCUAGGGAGUAGCGAUAUCAAUGUGGUGACCUGUGCAGCUGGCAUUCUAUCAAACCUAACCUGUAACAAUCUCCGUAAUAAGAUGUUAGUGUGUCAGGUUGGAGGUAUUGAAAAUUUGGUUCGCACCAUCAUUCAGGCAGGAGAUAGAGAAGAAAUAACAGAACCUGCAGUUUGUGCCCUCCGUCACUUAACCAGUCGUCAUCCUGAGGCUGAAAUGGCUCAAAAUGCUGUUCGACUUCAUUAUGGACUUCAGGUUAUUGUUAAGCUUUUACAUCCACCAAGUCGUUGGCCUCUUAUUAAGGCUGUGAUUGGGUUGAUCCGUAACCUAGCCCUGUGCCCAGCUAACCAUGCUCCUCUUCGUGAACAUGGAGCAAUACCUCGUCUUGUACAGCUGUUGUUUAAAUCUUACCAAGACACUCAGAGGCAAAGGUCCAGUGUGGCUUCCAACAACAGUCAAUCAUCUUAUGCAGAUGGUGUUCGAAUGGAAGAGAUUGUAGAGGGUACUGCUGGUGCAUUACACAUUCUGGCUAGGGAAGCUCAUAAUCGUGCUAUAAUAAGAGGGUUGCAGGUCAUCCCUGUUUUUGUUCAGCUAUUGUACAGUGAAAUAGAAAAUGUCCAGAGAGUUGGAGCUGGGGUUUUGUGUGAGCUGGCCACAGACAAGGAAGGAGCAGAGAUGAUAGAAGCAGAAGGAGCAACAGCUCCACUUACAGAGUUACUUCAUUCACGUAAUGAAGGAGUUGCUACUUAUGCAGCUGCAGUAUUAUUUAGAAUGUCAGAGGACAAACCUCAGGAUUAUAAAAAGAGGCUCUCAAUGGAACUGACCAACUCUAUCUUCAGGGAAGAAAGUGCACCAUGGGGUGGAACACCUUACUCAUUUUUCCAGGCAGCAGACAUAGACAUGAACAUGCUUGGUCCUGAUGAAGCAUACCACGAUCAGAUUUAUCAAGGUAGCCAAGGUCCACCAAGUGUCCAUUCAUUGGGUGGUCGACACAAUCCUUAUGCCCAGCAAGGUUUUGACACACAGGUCCCUAUUGAUUCCAUGCAAGGACUGGAUCUUGGUGGCCCUCAAGGAGGUGGGACUGGAUAUGCUCCUAUGGGCACUGAAAUGGAUUUAGGGUCUCCAAGUGAUUUGAACUUUGAUACUUUAGAGCCUACUCUGCCCCAUCCCUCUUCCCAGCAAGAUGCUAGUGGUCAGCUGACUGCAUGGUAUGAUACUGACCUCUGAGUUAUUGAAAACUGAUCAAUUUUUUUAUUUUUUUACUAGGAAGGCAGCUAGUUAUGAAGUAGUGCUUCCAUCAUUCCUUCUUUCCAGACUGCUUUUUGUUAAAAGGUUCUUUCUCAUAAAAUAUAGUUUAGUUUAUCAUAUUAAAAGUGAACCAAAUUUAUAUAUUGAGGAAAAAAAAACAGCAUAUUGCAUUUUGAAAUGUUUCUGAACAAGUUUCAAGGAUAUUGAUAUCAUCCAAGGAAAGUUUUUCUUGCAUUACAAUAAUUACUUAAUGUAAGAUAUAGGUGGCUGCAUUGAUAUUUCAACUUUUCUACUUGUUAAAAUAGCCUCUCUUCUGUCUGCCAUUUUAGUUUUUGACAUUAUAUAAACUUUCACAUCUAACUGUAAAUGUACAUAAAUUAUAACUAUUAUGCAUUAGGAACUUUAGAUGCCCUUUAUUUCCUAAAUUUUCUAUAUAUUAAAGCAAAAUUUUGUAUGUCAUAGGGCUGUGUGUAAUCUGUUUAAACUUUCUUGGUUUAUAAGGCAGCUUCCUGAUUUUUAUUGAAUUGAGGAAUACACUAAGAAUUUACCUUUGACAUGUUGAUACUUCUCAUGGCUCAAAUAUACCAAAGACAGUGCUGAUAACAAAAUUUUUUUUAGUGUGUAUACAGGGAGGACAAAAUUUUAAAGAAAGAUAAGAAUUCAAAUUUAGUCAAGCAUUGUUCAGUAAGUAGUUGUUGAUAUACAUGGAUCACAUUCUGUCAUACAGAACUUAAAACUGGCAUCUUCAUAAGUUUCAUUUUUUUUAAACAUCAUGUGCUUCUAUAGAUCUGGAAGAGUCAAAUACACAUUUUAAAACUUGAAAGUUCACAAUAUUUUAGUGUAAAAAAAUAUCAUUCAAGUACUUAAUGAGUUGUGUUUUGUUAUUAAGCUUAGUAAAGGAAGAAGCUGAUGCAUGGUGAGGUUUUGUAGAUUUCCUGUGCCAAGUUUUUCUUUUUUAUAGUGCUUAUUAUGAUACUUAAAACUGCAAGGAGCAGUAUUUAAAUUUUGUUUAUUUUAGUUUUACAGUGAUCCUGAUGGUUUUAAGACUGGAAAUUUAUUUCUGAUUAUGUGAGGCCACUGAUAGUUUAAUAUUUGAAAGCAUUACUUGUGUAUUUUAUUUGCUAUAUAUACAUAUUUUUUUUAAUGUGUUUUUUUAGUACACAAUCACUGUAGCACUGUUUAGUCUCCAUAGCUGAAAAAUGGUUUUCAUUUUCAUAGUUUGUUUAUUACAGGAGACAAAUCAUUCCAGCUCACAUUUUAAUAUGACAUUUAAAGAGCGACAGUAGGUCACUCACUAUCUUGGUGCAUAAAAGAUUUGUAAUAGUGUGUUGUGACUUAGGGUUUAGUGUCUUUUUCUGUAAAGUGAUUUUCAUAGAUGGGACUUGGACAAGAUGAAUACAAACUAAAGGUUCUUAUAGUAUCAAGCUGAGAAUGUAUUCUUUUUUCUAACAAAAUCUAAGACUGGAUUGUAGAGUUACUGUUAUCUACCUUUUGACAGGAGGCUUUGAUGGAUGGCUAUGUGAGGUUGGAUGAUGAAGAUAAAACAAUGUCAUAGUUGUGUAAGCUUUACUGUUUAAUUCAAAGAUUUAAUUUUGUGUCAAAACCAGAUAAAUAGUGUUUUUGUUUUCAUUUUGACCAAUCAAUAUUAUAGUUCAAAUUGUUUGUGUGUGUGUGCCCCCUCCCCCAAGAUAUGGCUGUUACCUAAAGCUCUGGUAGUCUUAGGUCAUGGUUAAUUGUCUCAAUGGGUAAAAUCAAUGAUGCUCUUUUAUGUAAUAGAAAUGUUUGUAACAGUGUAUUGACCAACUUAAAAGUACCUAACUGGUACAAGCCAUUAUUGUAUCUUUAAGGAAUAAUUUGUCUCCUGAUUUAUCUUCUCAGAGUGUAUUGUUUAUGUGUUGUCCAUGAAUACUGUUAAUGUUUCUAAUAAAGUGCUUCCAUAUA
Limulus polyphemus (Atlantic horseshoe crab) is the source of this 4175-nucleotide messenger RNA. It is a transcript of the gene arm, whose product is annotated as armadillo segment polarity protein-like. Gene Ontology annotation, biological process: cell adhesion; positive regulation of transcription by RNA polymerase II. Gene Ontology annotation, molecular function: alpha-catenin binding; transcription coactivator activity; protein phosphatase binding. The transcript is spliced from 13 exons. NCBI's taxonomy places the organism in Eukaryota, Metazoa, Arthropoda, Merostomata, Xiphosura, Limulidae. The coding region runs from base 9 to 2213 and encodes 734 amino acids. Gene Ontology annotation, cellular component: catenin complex; adherens junction. The record is from RefSeq and is a predicted model, not a curated record.